Molecule: messenger RNA, 2447 nt
Organism: Xiphophorus hellerii (green swordtail)
Lineage: Eukaryota; Metazoa; Chordata; Actinopteri; Cyprinodontiformes; Poeciliidae
Gene: capn5b
Product: calpain 5b
Exons: 13
Coding region: 179-2107 (642 amino acids)
Biological process (GO): proteolysis
Cellular component (GO): cytoplasm
Molecular function (GO): calcium-dependent cysteine-type endopeptidase activity
Source: RefSeq, a predicted model, not a curated record
GCGGCUUGUCGCUGGAGUGGAGCUCCGUCAGAGGACCAGAGAGAGCGUGGUGAGGAAUCCCAGCAGCCCCCCCGGAGAGUGCGAGCCGGACCGGCUGGACCCCCUCCCCCUGCCCCCGGAGGAGGUCCCGAGAGAGAACCACGUUGCCACGGGAGAGGCCUCGGUUCAGGGCUGAAGGAUGUUUACCUCGGUGAAGGCCUUUGAGGGGCAGCAGUACUCCACCCUGAAGAGGCAGUGCCUGCAGAGUGGCCUCCUGUUUGAAGACCCCCGCUUCCCCGCCACUGACGACUCGCUCUUUCACCAAGGCAACAGGAUUGGACGUGUGGUCUGGAAGAGGCCUCAGGAACUGUGUGAGGACCCUCACCUGUUUGUGGAUGGCAUCAGUGCACAUGAUCUACAUCAGGGACAGUUGGGCAACUGCUGGUUUGUUGCAGCUUGUUCCAGCCUGGCAUCCAGAGAGUCUCUGUGGCAAAAAGUCAUCCCGGACUGGAAGGAGCAGGAGUGGGACACAGAAAAGCCUGACUCGUAUGCUGGGAUUUUCCACUUCCGCUUCUGGCGCUUUGGUGAGUGGGUGGACGUUGUGAUUGACGACCGGCUGCCAACAGUAGACAACCAGCUCGUCUACUGCCACUCCAAUGACAGCAACGAGUUCUGGAGCGCCCUGGUGGAAAAGGCCUACGCCAAGGUUUACGGCUGCUACGAGGCCUUGGAUGGGGGAAACACAGCAGACGCCCUGGUGGAUUUUACAGGUGGUGUUUCGGAGCCUGUGGACCUUCUAGAGGGUCAGAUGGCGACAGAUGAGGCGUCUCGUAACCAGCUGUUUGAACGAGUACUCAAGGUCCACAACAGAGACGGCCUCAUCAGCUGCUCCAUCAGGGCGACCACAGUGGAGGACAUGGAGGCUCGGCUGGACUGCGGUUUAGUCAAAGGCCACGCCUAUGCCGUGACAGACGUUCGGAAGGUGCGGCUCGGUCACGGACUGCUGGCCUUCUUCAAAUCGGAGAAGCUGCACAUGAUCCGCAUGAGGAACCCCUGGGGGGAGAAGGAGUGGAGCGGCCCGUGGAGUGACAGCUCUGAGGAGUGGAACAAGGUGAGCAAGAGUGAGAGAGAAAAGCUGGGCGUCACCGUGCAGGAUGACGGCGAGUUCUGGAUGAACUUUGAUGACUUCUGCCAGUAUUUCACUGACCUGAUCCUCUGCCGCCUCAUCAACACCUCCUACCUUAGCAUCCACAAGACCUGGGAGGAGGAGGUGAUGAGGGGGUCCUGGAUUCACCGCCAAGACCCUCUUCGGAACCGAUCCGGAGGCUGCAUCAACCACAAGACCACCUUCCUGCAGAACCCUCAGUAUGUGUUUGACGUGAAGAAGGUGGAGGAUGAGGUGCUGAUCUGCUUGCAGCAAAAAGAGAAGAGAGCCACACCCAAAGAAGGCAAAGGGGAAAAUCUUGCUAUCGGCUUCGAUAUUCACAGGGUGGAACUGAAUCGAAAGUACCGUAUGCACACAGCCCAGCAGAAAGUAGCCGGUUCCAUUUACAUCAACUCGCGCUGCGUCUUCCUGAGGAAGGAGCUAAAGGAAGGUCGAUACGUCAUCAUCCCCACCACCUUUGACCCCGGGCAGCAGGGAGAAUUUCUGCUCCGGGUCUUCACUGAUGUGCCUUCAGAUUGCAAAGAGCUGACUCUGGACGAUCCUCCUCAGACCUGUUGGACAGGGAUGUGUGGCUACCCUCAGCUGGUCACUCAGGUCCAUGUAGUGAGUGCUGAGGGGCUUCAGGGACAGGACACCAACGGAGCUGUGGAUUCUUACGUCAUAAUCACCUGUGAAGGAGAGAGGGUUCGUUCACCAGUUCAGAAAGACACACGUUGCCCAAACUUUGACAUCAAAGGCCUGUUUUAUCGCAAAAAGCCCAAGGAAGCUAUCCACAUCGAGAUCUACAACAAGAACAUGAUCAUGGACACCUUCCUGGGACAGGUGGUCCUGUUCAGCGAGCCCAAUGAGCGGCAGGAGCAGCACACGCUUCACCUCCGUGACAAGGGCAGUCGCCAGGACAACGACAUCCCGGGCAUGCUCACUGUGCGCCUCUUAACCUCCACCACACUCAACAACAUCUGAUGAGCUCGUUACCGAAUCUGGGGAGGCUCACUCAUCUUUCUGAGCUCACUGUCCUUCACUUUGUUUUCCUGCUGUUUCUUUUUGGGGAGUUUUUCAAAAUACCUGCGUCCAUACGUGUAGGGAAAAGGUGCCAUAAGGGUUAUGUUUUAACAAAUUCCUGCUAGAAUAGAAUGGAUAAUGUUAUUUGUUGUCAUAAUAUUAUCUGAAACUGGGCCACUCUACAGGUUUUGAUGCCGGAAAGCUUCAGUUAAAGGGGACCUAUUAUGCAAAAUUCACAUUUUUCAUAUUUUUCUCCUUCUGUUUGGGUCUCAACUGUUUCUAAAAACAGCACAAGCGCUUU